Brassica oleracea var. oleracea is the source of this 615-nucleotide messenger RNA. RefSeq lists its product as uncharacterized. Lineage: Eukaryota; Viridiplantae; Streptophyta; Magnoliopsida; Brassicales; Brassicaceae. The annotation marks the transcript as partial. The record is from RefSeq and is a predicted model, not a curated record. The transcript is spliced from 3 exons.
AUACAAUUGUUUGGAGAUGAGUAUCUAAGAAGACCUAAUGAGGAUGAUCUUCAACGAUUACUCGAUGUUGGAGAGGUACGCGGGUUUUCAGGGAUGAUAGGCAGCAUUGAUUGUAUUCAUUGGGAGUGGAAAAAUUGCCCAUCGGCUUGGAAAGGUACCCUCAACGAUAUCAAUGUUCUUGAUCGGUCACCAGUUUUUGAUGACAUUUUACAAGGUCGAGCACCUAAAGUUAAGUUCAAGGUCAACAACCACACUUAUCGUAUGGCCUACUACCUUACUGACGGAAUUUAUCCAAAUUGGUCAACAUUGAUCCAAUCCAUCCCACUUCCUCAAGGUCCUAAAGCAGAGGUAUUUGCUGAACGUCAAGAAUCCACCAGAAAAGAUGUCGAACGGGCUUUUGGAGUAUUGCAAUCAAGGUUUUCAAUAGUUAAAAACCCAGCUCUAUUAUGGGACAAGGAAAAGAUAGGAAGGAUUAUGAGAACUUGUGUCAUAUUGCACAAUAUGAUAGUAGAGAACGAACGAGACGGAUACACUCAAAUUGAUACAUCUGAGUUCGAGUCAGGAGAGUCAAGCAGAAGUUCCAAGUUCGAGAUUCAGAGAAACAUGAUCGUUUGA